AUGGCUCUGUCUAAAACUCCGGCAGCAAUGGGGUUCUCAGAUCUUCUCAAAGGAUUCUUCCCCCAUGAAUUUAACAAGCGAGAGAAUGAGAAUUAUAUUGGACCGUAUCCUGCACCAGCUCUAUAUGGUUAUGAUGCUAUGAGUGACGCCUCUAAGAAAACGUUCAUGGAGUGGUACGAUACGGUCCGCGACACCCCUUUUGACUUUCGAAAAGAGAUGCACAGCUAUUGUGUUAACGAUGCUGUGGACACUAACCCUGACGUUAAGGAGUUCAUGUUAACAUAUGAAAAACCAGGGCGUCUCAAUCCACGAGAAUCCCUCUUUGGAGGCCGCACAAAUGCAAUGAAGCUGUACCACAAGGUAUCAGUGGGAGAACCCUUUCUCUAUAAGAGACCUGGACAAGAAGCUGUUCUGUCCUGUACCACUGAAUCAUUCUCCCCCCCAACAUGCUCCAACGUUACAUGGUAUUACAACAGAGAUCAAACUGAGACUCUCGCUGAGGUCAGGAACGGAAAUGUUAGACAGAACUCAGCCCGAGCUGCCAGGCUGAGUGUGAACACUGACUGCUCUUUGGUCAUGAACAACAUCACUGCUGAGGAUGCUGGUCGAUACACCUGUCGGCAGGGGGAAGAAACUGAUGAAGUUACAGUUCUAAGUGUUCUGACAAUCUCUCCAUCUCCACCAGACGCUGAUCCAAAGAGGGACGGUGACGUCACAUUACAGUGCUCUCUGUUUAGAUUCAACCAUCCUCGGCUAGAGAACAGAAUCCGCUGGGUGGAUGAGACAGGAGCUGAGCUGCUUGGUGAAGGCAGGUGCAGUUUCCUCCAAAAGACGGUCUGUGUCUCUCGUCUGACUGUGAAGCGUCAGAGUGGCCACAACAGGAAGUACACCUGCCAGGUUGUUGAUGAGCAGAAGAAUGUAAAGAUAGAGGCUGACUACACACCUGACUUCAUAGGAGAGAUGACACAUAAUCAGACAGAAACAUCUAACCCAGGUAAGAAAAUAUUCAGCCGACCAGACACAAAGCUUCAGAGACAAAGUGUCAUGUUUAACAAAUUCUAA
Molecule: messenger RNA, 1062 nt
Organism: Perca flavescens (yellow perch)
Lineage: Eukaryota; Metazoa; Chordata; Actinopteri; Perciformes; Percidae
Exons: 4
Coding region: 1-1062 (353 amino acids)
Biological process (GO): positive regulation of ERK1 and ERK2 cascade; T cell activation; interleukin-15-mediated signaling pathway
Cellular component (GO): membrane raft; external side of plasma membrane
Molecular function (GO): MHC class II protein binding; protein tyrosine kinase binding
Source: RefSeq, a predicted model, not a curated record